CUGUUCCAUUCAAUUCCAUUGGAGUGGACUGGAUUUACUGCGCUGCGCGACGCUCCAUGCCCGCGUCUUCCUCCCUCCUGGGGAGCCGCUUCGCACAAGACGCAGGUCCACAGGUCCACCGUCCGCGCGCCACUGUGCACAUCAGCGCCGUCCAAUAGCGCUCUGAGCCCCCCCCCCAACCCGCAUCACCUUGGCCGCCGGCACCAUCGCCCAGUUCCUCGCGCGUCCGUCGGCCCUUGACACGGAGCGGCUCCGGUUGGGGCUCCGCAUCCUUGACUGUGAGGGAGGCGGUCAGUUAUGGAGGCUUUCGCCGAGGACAGCGCUCUGGGGACGGGGACAGGGACGCCGGAGAUGGAGCCGUCGGCAGCGGAGGCAACAGUACGGGAACCAUGUUCAAGCUGCAGUGAGAUACCACAAGUGUCACUGUGCCCACCGGACAGUCCAGGUGUGGAGCCACGAGUGACCCUGAUCAAGACGGAAAGUGCCCUUUCCAGCACCUGCAGCCUUGGCAGAGCAUCCUCAUCCUCUCAGCUUUACCAUCAAGUUCCGCAGGGCUGCCCCCACUCUUCACCCCAGCCCAAGAGGUGCCGCUGCUGUGGACGGCAGCAAAAAGCCGUUGGCAUCCCUUGCACCCUCCACGAUGGGAAAGGCCACCUGGACUGCUCCUUGGACACGGUCAAGACAGCACACAGCUGCAGCCCCUCACACAUGGCAUCGUGCCAUGACUCUGUGCACUGCCAUUUUCUGCACGGAUCCCAUGAUGGGGGGAGCCAUCACCCACUCCAGCACCAUGUAGUAACAGUCAGACGUGAAGGACACAGGAUUCCAAGAAGUUACUCCGAGCUCAUAGCGGAGUUCCCAUUGACCGUUCUUGUUACCUGCUCUGUGGUUCUGCUGGCAUGUUCUGUAGCCGCUUUUCUCAUCGGUCCCUUGCCAGACUUCUCUGACCCCCUCAUGGGUUUGGAACCCCAUGGAACAGAUAUUGGGAAGCGAAUGACUGCCUGGAACAAACUGCAGGAAAACACAGGGCCCGGAAGAUCACUCUCUCUGUUGCCACGGCAACUAAGCAACCAGCCAGCUAUCAGCUAUGGACAUGGCAGCAGGGAAGGUCACCCCAGCCUGCGACUGAAGAGGAUGGUGGACUGGAAUUCUGCUCAGGACUCAUCCUUCUGUGAUUCUCCAGGAGAGCGCUAUGCCCAGUUGGUGUUCCGCUCUGGAAACUCAGCCAGUCUUUGGAGUGUGAAGGCCAUCCGCUCCAUGUGUGAGAUGGAGCAGGCGAGAAUCCGCUCACAUGCACACUUCCAAGAUCUCUGCAAACAAGACAGAUUGGACACAGGAGGGGCCUUGGAAAAGCACACAUGCUGCCCAAGUUGGUCUCUGGGAAACUACCUGGCUGUCCUGAGCAACGCUUCCUCCUGCCUUGGCCUGACUGCCACCCAGGUCUCCCAGAGCUUGAGCCUGCUCCGUCAGUGUGCCCCCUACUACCACGACAGAAGCCUGGACCCAUCCUGUGCUCAGAGGGGGAAACAGGGCCCAUGUACCUCAGUGCCGCUCCAGUGCAAGCGUUCCAGUGCGAUUUACCAGAUACUGCAUUACCUGGUGGACAAGGACUUUCUUGGACCCCAGACUACAGGCUACCAAGUCCCUUCACUGAAAUACAGCCUUUUGUUCCUACCAGUGGAGAAAGGAGAUGCAAUGAUGAAAAUAUAUCUGGACAGCCUUGAGGGCCGUGAUCUCACAUACAGAAACACGACAAUCACGGGCAUGGACCUGGGCAUCAAACGAAGGCUUUUCAAGUACUAUCUGGCCCAGGAUUCCAUCUAUCCUGUUCUGGCAGCGGUGAUGCUCUUAGUGACAAUGGCCCUCUAUCUACGAUCCUUCGUCUUAUCAGCAUUGUCUUUGGCAGCAAUUAUCGUUUCCCUCUUUGCUUCCUACUUCUUCUACAAGGUCGCUUUCCGUCUAACGUUCUUCCCGUUCCUUAAUAUUACUGCAAUUCUGCUCUUACUGGGUAGUAGUUCUAAUCAGGCUUUCACCUUCAUAGACUUAUGGAGCCUCCAGUUGUCCCAGAAUCCUCCUGCUUCAUUGGAGAAAAGGGUCAACCAGAUGCUCCAGGAAGUGGGAUACUUGAUCUUGGUAUCAGGGCUGACUUCUAGUGCUACCUUCUACUCAGGAUUCAUGAGCAGCAUCACAACUGUAAGAUGCUUUGCAGUCUAUCUCGGCACCACCUCAUUAAUCAGCACACUUUUUGCUCUUGUUUGGUUGCCCUGUGCCCUUGUCUUACGUGAACGUUACUCACUGGCAGCUGCUGGUGCUUCUCCUGCUCGUAAGUCUUGUUGUUCACUGAGUAUUGGUGAAUUCUGGGCCACGAGCUUGAGAAAACUAUGCCUGUUUACAAUGGUGCGAAAGCUAAGGAGCUUAAAGCGCGGACUCUCUGAAACAUCCGAUUUACUUUUCCUUAAGAUCCUGCCAUGUGGAGUGGUCAAAUUUCGAUACAUCUGGAUUUGCUGGUUUGCUGUCCUGGCUGUAGGUGGUACAUACAUAACAUGUGUGGAUCCAGGAAUGAAACUUCCGUCUUUGGAGAGUAAAGCUACUCAGCUUUUCCGCUCCAGCCAUCCCUUUGAAAGAUAUGAUUCAGAAUAUCGUCACCAGUUCAUGUUUGAGCGUCUGAAGAGCGGGGAGGACAAACCUAUGACAAUUAGUCUUGUUUGGGGUGUCCUCCCAUCUGACAGUGGAGAUCCCCUGGACCCUAGCAGCAGUGGGUCUUUAGUGAUGGACCCAGAGUUUAACAUGAGUAGUCCAGAAGCUCAGGUGUGGUUAAGAGAUCUGUGUGGCAAGAUUCAAAACCAGAGCUUCUAUUCACCUUCAUUGUCUGAAGUGGAAAUGAAAGUCGACAAUGUCUGCCUUGUGGAGCAGCUCUUACACUGGGUAUCCAUAAGACGCUGCUCUGACAGUGAGGAUUCUUUUAAUUUUUGCUGCAAUGAUAUUCCAUUCCCUUACCUCCCAAGUGUUUUUGAGCAGUGCUUAGGUAUGAUGACAGCUGAGAGGCAUGCAGAAGGUCACCUCUCCAACACAGGAGGCCCUCGCUUUGAUUCAGAUGGCCGAGUGGCAGCCUUAGUUAUAGAAUUCAAGACAACCCAGCUAUACAGUUUCAAUUUCAGUCAGACAACACGCUUCUAUAGAGACAUUGAAAGAUGGUUCAAUGCAGAGAUCUCUGGUGCUCCACCUGGACUUCACAACGGUUGGUUUGUGAGCCAGUUAACGCUCUAUGAUCUACAGCAGUGUUUAAACUCCGAAACACUUGUAGUGACAAGCUUUUCUGUGGCAAUGACCUUUGCUUUUCUGCUUUUGACCACCUGGAACAUACCCCUGAGUGUUUUUGGAGCAGUUGCAGUGGGUGGAAGUGUCUUUGUUACGGUUGGCCUGCUGGUCCUACUAGAGUGGCAGCUAAGUGGCUUGGAGGCUCUUUUUAUAUCAGCAGCUGCUGGUCUUUCUGUUGAUUUUGCAGCCAACUAUUGCAUUUCAUACAGCCUCGCCCCUCACUCAGACCGGCUUGGAAGGGUAGCACAUUCUAUAAAGAGAAUGGGCUGUCCUGUAGCGACAGGAGCUGGAACAUACUUCUGCAUGGGGAUCAUCAUGCUGCCCACAACUGCGCUGCUCUUCCGCAAACUAGGCAUCUUUCUGUUGCUGGUGAAAUGCGUAGCCUGCGGAUUUGCAACCUUCUUUUUUCAGUCUCUGUGUUGCUUUUUUGGGCCACAAAAGAACUGUGGGCAGAUAUUCUGGCCGUGCACGGGAACUGUUGGACAGUACAAGGACAAGGAGACUGAAAACAUGCUCUCACCUUGCUCAGCUUCUGGGCCAAGCUCCUCGAACAACACUGCUAACGGGGCCUUCGGCUGUGGGGGAAGAGCCAGGGUCGAGAGAAGAUUUGACAAAGGCACUGACAGAGGUCACCUCUGUCCAGGCCAGCAUCGUCACAGACAGCGACAUCAGGGUGGGGGCGAGCCGGAACAAUAUGAGCUGCAGCCGCUGGCCUGCCAGCUGAGUGACAGCUUUGAGAAUAGCACCUGCACCAGCAAGUUAUCCAACAGGCCGUCUGUUGUCUCUGAUGACAUCCAGUUCCGGAGCCCAAGUCCAAGGAGAGAUGUAGAGGCCAUGAGCAUCGAGGGAGACAGUGAGAACUUAUCAUGCGAGCACUUCAAGGGCUGUCAUCCUCCUCCUGCUGUACAGACCUCCUCCCCAUACAAGGAGAACACAUUGCAGCCUGUUAUAGUGCCCCCAGUCAAGCUGACUAAGGAGAGACUCCUGUGCAGACAGUGCCAGAACCAGCCUGGGGGCAUGAAACACUGGAAUGUGUCCCUGUCAUCCUCUUCAAGCAUGGAGGAUAUUGUGGUCAGCACUCAGCCUCCUGAAGCCAAAACCCAGCGGUCACUGUCCACAGAGGGGGCCUCCAGCAGUCCUUUGGAGCACCAUCCUCACCGUCGUCUCCUAUCAUCCCAGUCUCAGAGUUCCUUUGAAGGGCUAGAGGACACACGCGAGACAUGCCUGAGUGACACCGAACCAGGAUCCUCUGACCUACUGGCCCCUUUGGAAGCGGAGAGGGAACUGAAGCCAGGCCACUUGAAUGGCAAGAGGGACACUUUGCGCCUGUCCUUGAAGGAGACAGUUUUUGAGAGUGCUUCCAAGGGAACAGGGAGAAGCAGGAUGAGUCAGGGAGACGUACCUGUGAUUCUGCCCAACAGCAAACCAGACUUGCCUGAUGUGUGGAUAAAAAGGGAAGGGCGAAGUUGUGAUGACAGCUGAUGGCAUUUUGUCAUCACGCGUUA
Molecule: messenger RNA, 4823 nt
Organism: Scleropages formosus (Asian bonytongue)
Lineage: Eukaryota; Metazoa; Chordata; Actinopteri; Osteoglossiformes; Osteoglossidae
Gene: disp2
Product: dispatched RND transporter family member 2
Exons: 8
Coding region: 298-4800 (1500 amino acids)
Biological process (GO): smoothened signaling pathway
Cellular component (GO): membrane
Molecular function (GO): transmembrane transporter activity
Source: RefSeq, a predicted model, not a curated record